AUGCCUCCUCUUCCUCCUGUCCUCCUCCUCCUCCUCCUCCUCGGCGGCCUGCCUCCGGCUGGAGGCUACUCGUACCAGACCGAGCCUCUCUUCCUCACCUUCUCCGAGCUCGCUGCUCUGGAAGCGGAGUCCCGGCGCGAGGACGGCGGGCGCGCGCUCCCUGCGGCAGGUGAGGAGCUGACGCGCGCCAGCCUGGAGGUGAGAUGUCACGAGGACAGCAUGGAGGUGCUGCUCAGGGCGCCACCCUUCGACCCGGGGCUGGCCGCGGAGCCCCGGCGGCUGCGGCUCGGACCCGUCCCCGCCCCGCCCUGCACCGCCCGGCUGUCCGGGCCCGGGCUGCUGUCCGUCAGGGCCCCGCUGCGGCGCUGCGGAGGGACGCUGACGCUGAGCGGGACCGCGGUGGUUUACAGCAACCUGCUGCUGCUCCUGCCUCCUCCCCCCGCUGCGGGCAGCCUCCCGGGGUGGGGGGCGGCCAUCCUCCCGGGGUGGGGGGCGGCCAUCCCCGAGGUUCCAGGUGAGCAGCAGAGGGAUGAAGCCGGUCUGGAGUCCAGCCAGGCCAGCCAGGCCUCUGGCAGUGGGCAGACUCCGCCGCUAGGGGGCGCCGGGCAGUAA
Salarias fasciatus (jewelled blenny) is the source of this 612-nucleotide messenger RNA. RefSeq lists its product as uncharacterized. The record is from RefSeq and is a predicted model, not a curated record. The transcript is spliced from 3 exons. NCBI's taxonomy places the organism in Eukaryota, Metazoa, Chordata, Actinopteri, Blenniiformes, Blenniidae. The coding region runs from base 1 to 612 and encodes 203 amino acids.